UUGCAUAUCAUAUGAGCAUGCCUAAAGUGAUUCACUCAAUCUCCAUAAAGAGUAUAUAGAAAAAAGUACCUCAUUAUCCACAUAAAAAUCCAUACUUUGACCCAACCCAAGAAAGGGUUUAAGGUAAAUAAAAACCCUAUUUUUUGUUUCAUCAACUUCUUCUUCUUCUUCUUCCUUCUCCUCUUUGCUAAAAUCAGUUAACAAUGAGGUUUGGAUUCGCAAUCUCUCAUUGCCCAAUCCCACCUUCCUUCCGCCGCUCUUUCUUAACCUAUCGCUAUCUUUCUUCUCAAUCCCAAUUUACUUCAAGCCUCGAUCUUCAAGACCCAUCUUCCCCUGAAACCAAAGUUGAAAACUUUACUCAACCCACUUCGCAAUUACCGGAUUUGACACAACCCCAUGUGAUAAACAAUCUCCUAAACCACAGAAAAGACCCUUACUCAGCUUUAAGGUACUUCAAAUGGGUAGAAGGAAUGAGAGGCUUUGCUAAAGGGAUUGAUUCCUUUUGUGUUUUGCUUCACAUUUUGACAGGUUUUUCUGAGACUCAUGGACAAGUUAGGAGCUUGCUUAACCAGUUUGUUUCAGGUGAUUCAAGUCCAUCUCCAUCUGUGUUUGUUGAUCACUUGGUUGAGUGUGGUUCAAGGUUUGAUUUUGAAUUGGAUUUUAGGGUUUUCAAUUACUUGUUGAAUAGUUAUGUUAGAGCUAAUAGGAUAAGAGAUGCUAUAAUUUGUUUUGAUAAGAUGUUAGAGCAUGAGAUAGUUCCUUGGAUUCCUUUUAUGAAUAUUCUUUUGACUGUAUUGGUUAGAAGAAACAUGUUGAUUGAAGCUAGAGAAUUGCAUAAUAAGAUGGUUUUGAAAGGAGUUUAUGGUGAUUGUGUAACUGUACAUGUCAUGAUGAGGUCUUGUUUGAAGGAAGAGAGGUUAGAGGAAGCCGAAAACUAUUUUAGUGAGGCGAAUGAUAGAGGUAUCGAACUUGAUGCUGCGGCUUAUAGUAUUUUGAUUCAAGCUGUUUGUAAGAAACCCGAUUCUAGGAUGGCUUGUGAGUUGUUAAAGAAAAUGAGAGAAUUGGGUUGGAUUCCCUCUGAGGGUAUAUUUACUUGUGUUAUUGGAGCUUGUGUGAAGCAGGGUAAUGUGGUUGAAGCAUUGAAGAUUAAGGAUGAAAUGAUUAGGUGUGGAAAGCCUUUGAAUUUGGUUGUUGCUACAAGUUUGAUCAAAGGGUAUUGUGUGCAAGGGAAUUUGGAUAGUGCUUUGGAUUUGUUCGAUAAUCUCAACGAGCAUGGCUUGAGUCCGAACAAGGUUACUUAUGCAAUCAUGAUAGAGUGGUGUUCCAAGAGUGGAAAGAUUGAGAAGGCUUAUGAGCUUUACAACCAAAUGAAACACAUAGGUAUCGAACCAAAUGUCUACGUAGUGAAUUCUUUGUUACGCGGGGUAUUGGAAUUCGGUUCGUAUGAAGAUGCUUUGAAGUUGUUUGAUGAGGCUGUUGAGUGUGGUGUUGCUAACAUGUUCACAUGGAAUAACCUUUUGUGUUGGCUUUGUAAUAAAGGCAAAGUUAAUGAAGCUUGUGGAAUAUGGGAUAGUAUGAGUAGUAAGGGAAUGGUACCUAAUGUAGUAUCUUAUAACAUCAUGAUACUUGGCCAUUGCAGAAGAGGGGCAAUGGAUGUGGCACAUAACUUGUUUAAGGAGAUGCUUGAAAAGAAUUUAAAGCCAAAUGUGAUCACUUAUUCCGUCUUGAUUGAUGGGUAUUUUAAUAAAGGUGAUGCCGAACAAGCUUUUGAUCUUUUCGAUCAAAUGAAAGCAAGUAAUAUAACCCCCACAGAUUUCACAUACAACACUAUCAUUAAUGGCUUGUGCAAAGCUGGUAGAACAUCUGAAGCAAAAGACAUGUUGAAGAAAUAUAUUGAGAUGGGAUUUGUUCCUAUUUCCAUGACAUAUAAUAGCAUUAUAGACGGGUUUAUCAAGGAGGGCGAUGCUAAUUCUGCAAUUGCAGCUUAUGAAGAAAUGUCUGAAAACGGGGUUUCUCCGAAUGUAGUCACUUACACUAGCUUGAUGAAUGGUUAUUUCAAGAGCAACAAUAUUGAUCUUGCUCUGAAAAGUAGGAAUGAGAUGAUUAGUAAGGGCAUUGAGUUAGAUAUUGCUGCAUAUGGUGCUCUAAUUGAUGGAUUUAGCAAAGGACAAGACAUGGUAACUGCUUCUGAACUAUUCUCUGAACUUCUUGAGACUGGUCUAUCUCCAAGGACAAGAUGAUACCAAAUCGAUCCAAGUCAUAACGAGCAGCACCAGUAUGCAUCAUCUCGACUGCACAACAAGCUAACCCAAAUGUCAUGGGCCAAAUAGAGCCACGCCGAGCCCAAUUCAUCAAAUCAUCCACC
Cannabis sativa is the source of this 2365-nucleotide messenger RNA. RefSeq names its product pentatricopeptide repeat-containing protein At3g54980, mitochondrial-like. NCBI's taxonomy places the organism in Eukaryota, Viridiplantae, Streptophyta, Magnoliopsida, Rosales, Cannabaceae. The transcript has a single exon. Gene Ontology annotation, molecular function: protein binding. The record is from RefSeq and is a predicted model, not a curated record. The coding region runs from base 204 to 2240 and encodes 678 amino acids.